CAACUUUGUAUAGUCAAAUAAUUAUAAAGCCACCCAACUCACUGAUAUUUAUUAUUAGCACCUGUGCUUUCCUGCCUGUACCAGAAGAACUAUCUUAUCUUAGGAGCAGAAGAACUGAAAGACAAGCUCGCUGCCACCGUUACUUACAUUUACAUUUUACACAGAAAAAUGUCGAAGUUUUUGCUUCUUGAGAAUUGUUUUUUUAUUUUCCUCCUUUCCAUUCAGAUUUUUCCGGUAGCCGUGAAGGCACCAUUUUGCUUCCAGUCUCCGCUUCGCACAGGCGCACUGAGCUCCUGCAAGCAAGACGAGCAAGGCUGCAGUAUGAAUCAGACUCUGAGCACCCCUUGCUGGCAUUGAAUGAAAUUACAUCAGUGCCACAUAAGAGGAUGAACUCACAGUUGGUCAGGUGCAUUUGUCAUUGUGAAAACUUGGUCAGUGAAACAAUCAAAAAUAAGUGCUUAGUAUGCAAUAUUAGCUUGAAAACUAUAUGACAUGCACUAGAUGAAACAGAUAUUAAAUAAAGUAUUCUGCAUCAGUGCUGGUUCUAUUUGCAGGAUGGAGAGGAAAUGCUGAUAAUGAAGUGCACUGUGGGUCUGAGGAGAGCCAACAGCAUGACUUUCCUAGAGGAAGCAUAAUUAGAUCGUCUUGACUGUCCAGUCCAGCUUGCUCUCACAGGAGAAGAGGGUCAACAACACGGUCAGGAGCAACAUUCCUGUAAGAGUGUGUCAAGGGGAAACCCCACAGCCUAUAUAGACAGCUGCUUCCUCUUCAGUCUGAAGCCAGUUCAACAAAAGGAGAAAACCAUCUAAAAGGCUGUAACUUAUGGAUUAUGCGCUGAUCAUCUUUGUCCUCACAGGAGCACUGGUCAAUGUUGCCUCUGCCCAAACCCGUCAGUUCUACUUUGUGAGCACACCAUUGAAUUGGACUGAUGCUCAGAGCUUCUGCAGACAGACCUACACUGACCUGGCCACCAUAGAAAACACAGCUGAUGUCAAUGCCGUCAUCAGCACUACAUCGUCCUACACAGGAGAGGCUUGGAUAGGUCUUUAUGAUGAGUUGAUAAACAGCUGGAGAUGGUCCCUGAAUGACAGCAGCUUCUAUGGUGCCGGAGAGACAGAGUAUAGAAACUGGGACACUGGGCAGCCCAACAAUCUCGGAGGACAACAGCACUGUGUGGAGCUUUUUACCGGGAGUCCAUACUUUGGCACAUGGGGUGACACUCAGUGCAGCGAUGUAAAACCCUUUGUGUGCUACAACGGUACAGCAAAUGGUACAGUAUCCUUUGUAAAGGUCGACACACAUCUGAAUUGGACCGAAGCGCAGAGAUUCUGCAGGGAGAAUUAUGUUGAUCUAGCCAGCAUACGAAAUCAGACAGAAAAUAGCAUCAUUACAAACCUGGCAGAUGGCAGCUUUGUGUGGAUAGGACUGUACCGGGAAAAACUGUGGUCUGAUGGAAGCACCUCUCUGUUUCGACACUGGGCCAUCGGGCAGCCAGACUUAAGUGGAGAGGAGUGUGUCACCACAUCGUUCAAUGACUCGGGACGGUGGUCAGAUGAAAACUGUGCCCUUAAUUUCUCAUUCAUCUGUUUCAAAACAAUUCCUCCAAACACAGACAGCUUCACAUCAGCAGGCCAAGAUGAGACCAGUAUCACUCUGCAGUGGAAUAAAGUCAACAACAACGUCAGCUUCAUUCUCCAGUUUAAUGGAACAGAGAUAAACAUCACUGCACCAGUUGGAGGUGGACCAGUAACUCACACAGUCUCAUCUCUCACUGCUGGAACUAAAUACACAUUCACUCUCUUCUCUGUGUUUGAGAAUGUCAGAAGCAGUGGAGUCAACAUCACUGCAGUCACUGCUCCUUCAAACACAGACAGCUUCAGAUCAGCAGGACAAGAUGAGACCAGUAUCACUCUGCAGUGGAAUAAAGUCAACAACAACGUCAGCUUCAUUCUCCAGUUUAAUGGAACAGAGAUAAACAUCAGUGCGCCAGUUGGAGGUGGACCAGUAACUCACACAGUCUCAUCUCUCACUGCUGGAACUAAAUACACAUUCACUCUCUUCUCUGUGUUUGAGAACGUCAAAAGCAGUGGAGUCAACAUCACUGCAGUCACUGCUCCUCCAAACACAGACAGCUUCACAUCAGCAGGCCAAGAUGAGACCAGUAUCACUCUGCAGUGGAAUAAAGUCAACAACAACGUCAGCUUCAUUCUCCAGCUUAAUGGAACAGAGAUAAACAUCAGUGCGCCAGUUGGAGGUGGACCAGUAACUCACACAGUCUCAUCUCUCACUGCUGGAACUAAAUACACAUUCACUCUCUUCUCUGUGUUUGAGAAUGUCAGAAGCAGUGGAGUCAACAUCACUGCAGUCACUGCUCCUUCAAACACAGACAGCUUCACAUCAGCAGGCCAAGAUGAGACCAGUAUCACUCUGCAGUGGAAUAAAGUCAACAACAACGUCAGCUUCAUUCUCCAGUUUAAUGGAUCCGAGAUAAACAUCACUGCACCAGUUGGAGGUGGACCAGUAACUCACACAGUCUCAUCUCUCACUGCUGGAACUAAAUACACAUUCACUCUCUUCUCUGUGUUUGAGGACGUCAGAAGCAGUGGAGUCAACAUCACUGCAGUCACUGCUCCUCCAAACACAGACAGCUUCAGAUCAGCAGGCCAAGAUGAGACCAGUAUCACUCUGCAGUGGAAUAAAGUCAACAACAAUGUCAGCUUCAUUCUCCAGUUUAAUGGAACAGAGAUAAACAUCAGUGCACCAGUUGGAGGUGGACCAGUAACUCACACAGUCUCAUCUCUCACUGCUGGAACUAAAUACACAUUCACUCUCUUUUCUGUGUUUGAGAACGUCAGAAGCAGUGGAGUCAACAUCACUGCAGUCACUGCUCCUUCAAACACAGACAGCUUCAGAUCAGCAGGACAAGAUGAGACCAGUAUCACUCUGCAGUGGAAUAAAGUCAACAACAACAUCAGCUUCAUUCUCCAGUUUAAUGGAACGGAGAUAAACAUCAGUGCACCAGUUGGAGGUGGACCAGUAACUCACACAGUCUCAUCUCUCACUGCUGGAACUAAAUACACAUUCACUCUCUUCUCUGUGUUUGAGAACGUCAGAAGCAGUGGAGUCAACAUCACUGCAGUCACUGCUCCUUCAAACACAGACAGCUUCAGAUCAGCAGGACAAAAUGAGACCAGUAUCACUCUGCAGUGGAAUAAAGUCAACAACAACAUCAGCUUCAUUCUCCAGUUUAAUGGAACCGAGAUAAACAUCAGUGCACCAGUUGGAGGUGGACCAGUAACUCACACAGUCUCAUCUCUCACUGCUGGAACUAAAUACACAUUCACUCUCUUCUCUGUGUUUGAGGACAUCAGAAGCAGUGGAGUCAACAUCACUGCAGUCACUGCUCCUUCCAACACAGACAGCUUCAGAUCAGCAGGACAAAAUGAGACCAGUAUCACUCUGCAGUGGAAUAAAGUCAACAACAACGUCAGCUUCAUUCUCCAGUUUAAUGGAACAGAGAUAAACAUUAGUGCACCAGUUGGAGGUGGACCAGUAACUCACACAGUCUCAUCUCUCACUGCUGGAACUAAAUACACAUUCACUCUCUUCUCUGUGUUUGAGCACGUCAGAAGCAGUGGAGUCAACAUCACCGCAGUCACAACUCCUUCCAACACAGACAGCUUCAGAUCGGCAGAACAAGAUGAGACCAGUAUCACUCUGCAGUGGAAUAAAGUCAACAACAACGUCAGCUUCAUUCUCCAGUUUAAUGGAACAGAGAUAAACAUCAGUGCACCAGUUGGAGGUGGACCAGUAACUCACACAGUCUCAUCUCUCACUGCUGGAACUAAAUACACAUUCACUCUCUUCUCUGUGUUUGAGAAUGUCAGAAGCAGUGGAGUCACCGUCAUUGCAGUCACUGCUCCUCCAAACACUGACAGCUUCAGAUCAGCAGGACAAGAUGAGACCAGUAUCACUCUGCAGUGGAAUAAAGUCAACAACAACGUCAGCUUCAUUCUCCAGUUUAAUGGAACAGAGAUAAACAUUAGUGCACCAGUUGGAGGUGGACCAGUAACUCACACAGUCUCAUCUCUCACUGCUGGAACUAAAUACACAUUCACUCUCUUCUCUGUGUUUGAGCACGUCAGAAGCAGUGGAGUCAACAUCACUGCAGUCACUGCUCCUCCAAACACUGACAGCUUCAGAUCAGCAGGCCAAGAUGAGACCAGUAUCACUCUGCAGUGGAAUAAAGUCAACAACAACGUCAGCUUCAUUCUCCAGUUUAAUGGAACAGAGAUAAACAUCAGUGCACCAGUUGGAGGUGGACCAGUAACUCACACAGUCUCAUCUCUCACUGCUGGAACUAAAUACACAUUCACUCUCUUUUCUGUGUUUGAGAACGUCAGAAGCAGUGGAGUCAGCAUCACUGCAGUCACUGCUCCUUCAAACACAGACAGCUUCAGAUCAGCAGGACAAAAUGAGACCAGUAUCACUCUGCAGUGGAAUAAAGUCAACAACAACGUCAGCUUCAUUCUCCAGUUUAAUGGAACAGAGAUAAACAUUAGUGCACCAGUUGGAGGUGGACCAGUAACUCACACAGUCUCAUCUCUCACUGCUGGAACUAAAUACACAUUCACUCUCUUCUCUGUGUUUGAGAUCGUCAGAAGCAGUGGAGUCAACAUCACUGCAGUCACUGCUCCUUCCAACACAGACAGCUUCAGAUCAGCAGGACAAGAUGAGACCAGUAUCACUCUGCAGUGGAAUAAAGUCAACAACAACGUCAGCUUCAUUCUCCAGUUUAAUGAAACAGAGAUAAACAUCAGUGCACCAGUUGGAGGUGGACCAGUAACUCACACAGUCUCAUCUCUCACUGCUGGAACUAAAUACACAUUCACUCUCUUCUCUGUGUUUGAGGACAUCAGAAGCAGUGGAGUCAACAUCACUGCAGUCACUGCUCCUCCAAACACAGACAGCUUCAGAUCAGCAGGACAAAAUGAGACCAGUAUCACUCUGCAGUGGAAUAAAGUCAACAACAACGUCAGCUUCAUUCUCCAGUUUAAUGGAACAGAGAUAAACAUCACUGCACCAGUUGGAAGUGGACCAGUAACGCACACAGUCUCAUCUCUCACUGCUGGAACUAAAUACACAUUCACUCUCUUCUCUGUGUUUGAGGACGUCAGAAGCAGUGGAGUCAACAUCACUGCAGUCACUGCUCCUUCAAACACAGACAGCUUCAGAUCAGCAGGACAAGAUGAGACCAGUAUCACUCUCCAGUGGAAUAAAGUCAACAACAACGUCAGCUUCAUUCUCCAGUUUAAUGGAACAGAGAUAAACAUCCGUGCACCAGUUGGAGGUGGACCAGUAACUCACACAGUCUCAUCUCUCACUGCUGGAACUAAAUACACAUUCACUCUCUUCUCUGUGUUUGAGGAUGUCAGAAGCAGUGGAGUCAACAUCACUGCAGUCACAGCUCCUUCCAACACAGACAGCUUCAGAUCAGCAGGACAAAAUGAGACCAGUAUCACUCUGCAGUGGAAUAAAGUCAACAACAACGUCAGCUUCAUUCUCCAGUUUAAUGGAACAGAGAUAAACAUCACUGCACCAGUUGGAGGUGGACCAGUAACUCACACAGUCUCAUCUCUCACUGCUGGAACUAAAUACACAUUCACUCUCUUCUCUGUGUUUGAGAACGUCAGAAGCAGUGGAGUCAACAUCACUGCAGUCACUGCUCCUCCAAACACAGACAGCUUCACACCAGCAGGCCAAGAUGAGACCAGUAUCACUCUGCAGUGGAAUAAAGUCAACAACAACGUCAGCUUCAUUCUCCAGUUUAAUGGAACAGAGAUAAACAUCACUGCACCAGUUGGAGGUGGACCAGUAACUCACACAGUCUCAUCUCUCACUGCUGGAACUAAAUAUACAUUCACUCUCUUCUCUGUGUUUGAGGAUGUCAGAAGCAGUGGAGUCACCGUCAUUGCAGUCACAGCUCCUUCCAACACAGACAGCUUCAGAUCAGCAGGACAAGAUGAGACCAGUAUCACUCUGCAGUGGAAUAAAGUCAACAACAACGUCAGCUUCAUUCUCCAGUUUAAUGGAACAGAGAUAAACAUCAGUGCACCAGUUGGAGGUGGACCAGUAACUCACACAGUCUCAUCUCUCACUGCUGGAACUAAAUACACAUUCACUCUCUUCUCUGUGUUUGAGAACGUCAGAAGCAGUGGAGUCAACAUCACUGCAGUCACUGCUCCUCCAAACACAGACAGCUUCACAUCAGCAGGACAAGAUGAGACCAGUAUCACUCUGCAGUGGAAUAAAGUCAACAACAACGUCAGCUUCAUUCUCCAGUUUAAUGGAACAGAGAUAAACAUCAGUGCACCAGUUGGAGGUGGACCAGUAACUCACACAGUCUCAUCUCUCACUGCUGGAACUAAAUAUACAUUCACUCUCUUCUCUGUGUUUGAGAAAAUCAGAAGCAGUGGAGUCACCGUCAUUGCAGUCACAGCUCCUUCCAACACAGACAGCUUCAGAUCAGCAGGACAAAAUGAGACCAGUAUCACUCUGCAGUGGAAUAAAGUCAACAACAACGUCAGCUUCAUUCUCCAGUUUAAUGGAACAGAGAUAAACAUCAGUGCACCAGUUGGAGGUGGACCAGUAACUCACACAGUCUCAUCUCUCACUGCUGGAACUGAAUACACAUUCACUCUCUUCUCUGUGUUUGAGAAUGUCAGAAGCAGUGGAGUCAGCAUCACUGCAGUCACUACACCUCACAAUGUUGUUGGAUUAAAGAUCAAAUUGAAGUCAUCUACUCAGCUGUCGGACUCAGACAUACAGACUUUGUUGGAGGAGGUCUUUAGACAAAAUGGAUUGUCACCUCAGUUGUUUUCCCUCAUGGUUAAGUCUGUUGAGUCAUGAGACCAGUGGAGGAAAUUUGAGAAGAAAUGGAGGAGUAUGGAUCUGCAAUGCAAAGACAUUUGCCAUUUUGAAGUUCUUUCACUGAAGCAAAACAACAAAAACUAAUGAUGUUUAUCAGAUUCCAGUGGAAUACAGAGGAAGCAAAAUGUAUCUUCUUUCAAAGUAUUUUUCAAGAUCUUUAUGGUGCUUUUUCACAGCUUUUUGAAAGUGUCCAGCGGUGAGUAACGCUUUCAUUUCCUUUGUGUGUGACACUGUGGGAAAAUAGUGUCCAUUGGCUCCAAAGAGAUCUGCAUUGACUUUGAUUAUGCAUACUGUUUGAUAUGAGUUUUCUUCAUUAAUUUGUGAACAUACUCAAAACCUGCAUCAGUUGAGUAGUUUGGAUUUCAGAAUGUAAUGACUGUAGCAGUCAAAUAGAGACAACUUUAUGAAUUAUUUUUGCAUCAAUUUGAUAUUUUGUAAAUGGUCUCAAUGUAGCUCUAAAAGCAUCAGGAGUCCUUUCCAAAACAAUAAACUACACUCACCUUUUC
Messenger RNA from Acanthopagrus latus (yellowfin seabream), 7436 nucleotides. Its product is annotated as tenascin-X-like. Gene Ontology annotation, molecular function: protein binding. Lineage: Eukaryota; Metazoa; Chordata; Actinopteri; Spariformes; Sparidae. The transcript has 33 exons. The record is from RefSeq and is a predicted model, not a curated record. Bases 823 to 6909 code for a protein of 2028 amino acids.